AUGAAAAAUAGCCCAGAAAGCAUACCUCAAUUGCCGGAUUUGGUGCCCGGAGGAGAGAGAACAACGGCGGCGAAGAUUCGGCCUAAACGGAGCAAUUCACGGCGGCAGGAUGGACGGCGACGGCGGAGAAGCUCCUGGGUUCGACGGUGGCGGCGGCAGGGUCUGAUUUGGGGCGGAGUAGGGGCUGAGGUCACGGCGGAGAGAAAUGGAGGUUUAGGGUUCCGUUUGAGAAAUUGGGGAAGAAGGAGAAGAUCGCGAUUUUCAGAAAACUUAUUCGACUUUGCGCGACGAAUAUAG
Molecule: messenger RNA, 297 nt
Organism: Prunus armeniaca (apricot)
Lineage: Eukaryota; Viridiplantae; Streptophyta; Magnoliopsida; Rosales; Rosaceae
Source: the annotation of a GenBank genome assembly